AUGUACGCCAAGUUCAGCAUCACCGUCACGGCUCUCGCCGCCACCGUCUCCGCGGCGCCCUCCACCCUCGUCGCCCGCUUCGGCGACUCCUACACCUUCUACAAAGGCGACGGCUCUACCGCGCAGGGCUGGCCGGCGCAGACGGCCUGGGGCACGUUUGACCAGCUCUGGAGCGCCAACGUGCCGCUGAUGCAAAAGUCGUGCGGGUGGAACGGCUGGGGCGCCGACAACUCGGCGGCCGAGAUCAGCAACAUCAAAAGCAGCAUCGCGCAGGUGGCCGGCGAGUCGGGCGUCGACCAGCGCUUCAUCCUCGCCGUCGUCAUGCAGGAGAGCAAGGGCUGCGUGCGCGCGCCGACGACGGACAAUGGCGUCCGCAACCCGGGCCUCAUGCAGUCGCACAACGGCGCCGGCACCUGUGUCGGCAAGAACCCAUGCCCGGCUGCCGACAUCACGCAGAUGAUCCGCGACGGCACCAGCGGCACCGCGGCCGGCGACGGGCUCAAGCAGGUCCUGGCCAAGGCGCAGAGCGCUACGGGCGACGGCGGCGUUCGCAAGUAUUACGCGGCGGCUCGUCUUUACAACAGCGGCUCGGCCACCUAUGGCAACCUCAACGACGGCCGGGGCAGCACGAAUUGCUAUUCCACCGAUGUUGCCAACCGCCUCACUGGCUGGACUCUGGCCCCGUCCAAGUGCAAUGCCUAG
This is a messenger RNA of Cordyceps militaris CM01, 702 nucleotides long. RefSeq names its product muramidase, putative. The transcript has a single exon. NCBI's taxonomy places the organism in Eukaryota, Fungi, Ascomycota, Sordariomycetes, Hypocreales, Cordycipitaceae. The record is from RefSeq and is a predicted model, not a curated record. Bases 1 to 702 code for a protein of 233 amino acids.